AUGAGGAUUGAGCUCCUUGUCUUCCUACUUUCUGGCCCCCUCCGCGUUUUCUCUGCUACUUGCUUGGGACGCUUUGGCGGUCCUAAUGUGAAAGUCACAAAUCAGGGUGCAGCUGAGUCACCUCCGUACGUCGAUAUAGGGAUCGAUUCCGCCUUUCCAGGGAAACACCCCCAUCACCCUCCUGAGAAAGAACCCACUGGGACGGUGUACGAAGUGCUCUCCAGCGACCCCAAGUUCUCUAAGUUGACCAAAGCUCUCGACUUUGUGGACGAAGUGGCCGCUCUCCUCAAUGACACCUCCGCCAGGUUAACCUUCUUUGCAACCCCUGACCACGCUCUGCGUCCCCCCAAGCGCGAUGGCGACGACCGUGACAUAUACAGCGAUGCAUUCAAACAUGAUCUGGACCAGAGCUUGUUCGAGCUCAUCAAUCUGUCGCAAGCAAUUGAUUUGCUCGACCAAUUUAAACAAGAUGGCGCCCUGGAGGACGAUGGUGACAAACGUAAAAGAAUUUUGAAGUUAAUCCUCCGUUCAAUUCUGGAGUAUCACAUCGUGCCGAAAGAUGCCUACGACGGCCCGACGCUGGGCCACAACACAACUUACGCAACAAAUCUCACCAUCCCCCACGUUUCAGAUGGCGAGCCGUUACGCUUAAGGGUUUCUCAAAAGUUCUUUCCCCCUGUGACUGCAAUCAAUUUCUUUUCCAAGAUCGUCCAGCCUAGCACCAAAGCAACGAAUGGGAUUAUCCAUGUCGUCGACCAUCCCCUUCUUCCUCCCCCACCGGUAUUCCAAGAGCUCUAUUUGAUCCCCCAUUUUUUCUCUACUUUGACCUCCGCGUUGCAACGCUUAGAGCUCACCGAAACACUUGACCUUCGCUUCGUACACGGAAAGGGGCUCCAGGGUGCUUCAUUGGUCACGGUCUUCGCCCCUACCAACCGGGCAUUCGACAAACUGCCCCAGAAGUUAAAGAUCUUCUUGUUUUCCACCUUUGGCGCGAGGAUUUUGAAGAAAAUAUUGCAAUAUCAUAUCGUCCCCGACGUGGCUGUAUAUUGUGACUACUUACACCGUAAAUCUGCAUUGGAACCCGAGUAUGAGCAGGUUCUUCAAGUCCAAAACACGGAGCCUGAUCAGCCAAUUCCUUGGUACUUGAGGUUUGAGGACUACAGGCGUGACCGGCGCCCGGCGGAACCUCUCUCCUCUGUCAAUGUCACCCUUGAAACACUGUUUACAAACCACACUCUUCAAGCACACAUAGAGAGGACCAACGUCACGUUGCCCAUCCCUGGUCCUAGGAAGCCCUCCAGGAUCGAAACCAAAGUCUUUGUGAACCACCAGUUGGUGGCCGUACCAGACAUUGUGGGCUUAAACGGUGCCAUCCAUGUCGUUGAUGCAUUGCUUGAUCCACGUGGCCCAAAACAUGGGUGGCACGGGGUUGACCACGACGAAGAGAACGGGUACGAUGAGGACAUCCACGUGCAGCAUGACGAAACCUGGGGCGACUGGGAAGAGUGGUUGCUCCAAUGGGCAGACGAGAACUAA
Molecule: messenger RNA, 1536 nt
Organism: Cyclocybe aegerita
Lineage: Eukaryota; Fungi; Basidiomycota; Agaricomycetes; Agaricales; Hemipholiotaceae
Source: the annotation of a GenBank genome assembly